AUGCCCUAUCCUCCCCCUAUUACCUACGCCACUCUCGCCUCUCCUCUCCCUUCUGCCCCGUAUAUCCUCGGGAUCACCCCAUCUCCCAGCACUCCCCAUCUCAUUCUCCGCCAUCCAUCACCUUCUCUGACCAUCGCCGACAACCAGACACUCCAACCUGUGGGCGAACUGUCCGGAGGGCACAAUGGUCAUGUCAGUGCUGUCAGCUAUGGAGAGAGUGAACUUUGGAGCUCCGCUAUGGAUGGAAGUAUCGUCAGGUGGGACGAGAGGAGCCGGAGCAGGGCGACUGUCAUCAAAGGCUUGUCCGCGAUUCACUGCAUCUUAUUCCGAGCUGACUACUGCCCAGCGUUUAUCAGGAAAUCCCUUCCCGUGACUGCCUUGACGCACUCUGCAUCCGACAAUCUGGUUAUCGGCGGUACAGAGCUUCUGUCAUCUGAAGCCCACAUAAUGUUCUGGGACCCCCGAAACUCGGGUACACCCCUCUACACCCACUCGUCCACCCACUCUGACGAUAUCACUCACCUCUCCCUCAUCACUGGAUCCUCCGCCUUCCUCCCUCGAUCAGUCAACCCCGAAGUCCACACACCUAGUACUCUCCUGCUCUCAUCCAGCACCGACGGUCUCAUCGCUCUGUCGAAUAUGAAAGAGUCGGACGAGGACGAAGCUGUGGUAGCGGAAGAGAAUUGGGGACAGAGUAUUGCCGAUGCGGGAGGGUACCUUAAUAAGGGCAAGAUGAGGGUCUGGGCGAGGAGCGAUAUGGACGAGAUGGCCAUCUGGAGCGUAGGCAGGAGUGGGGAGGGCGAGGUCGAACUCCAAGACCAAGUCGCCUAUCCUUCUUCAGAGUUCAAGUUCAGAACUUUUACCCCUCCCAAGUCAGGUCCCAACAUCACCCAGACGGCGCUGGAUGAGUUCAAAGCAAAGGCGACGUACAAGUCGGACUACCUGAUCGGGGCUGUCCCGAGUUUGGGCGUUAGCAGUGCUGGCGGUCCUAUGGUUGCCGUUGGUACCAACGACGGCGAUAUCAUCCUCCAACAUCACUCUUCCUCUGCAUCCUCUUACCGUCCCUCCGCAUACUUCAUCACUGGCCCCGCCACCAACCGAGGCCACAAAGACGUCGUCCGCGCACUCUUCCAUGACCUGCCCAACGAGGCCCUCUAUACUGGAUCUGAAGACGGGGUCCUUGCUGGCUUUUCCCUCGCCUCUCUGCCCGAGCGACUCACGGUGGGCGACAAGGAUGUGGAUGAUGAUGGAGAUGCUCGGGAAGAGGAAGAUGAAGACAUGGAUGAGGAGAGCGAGAUUGAGACGGAAAAUAGCGAGGAGAGUGAUAAGGAUGACGAUGAGGACAUGGAGGAUGAGGGACCGAGGUAUGGGCCUGUGAUUGGGGCUGCUGCUACCGGGCGUGAUGGGCUGGAUAAGAAGGGUGACCGACGGAAGAAGCGAUUUGGACCAUACUAG
Messenger RNA from Cryptococcus wingfieldii CBS 7118, 1455 nucleotides. RefSeq lists its product as hypothetical. The transcript is spliced from 2 exons. The coding region runs from base 1 to 1455 and encodes 484 amino acids. The record is from RefSeq and is a predicted model, not a curated record. Lineage: Eukaryota; Fungi; Basidiomycota; Tremellomycetes; Tremellales; Cryptococcaceae. Gene Ontology annotation, molecular function: protein binding.